Molecule: messenger RNA, 7278 nt
Organism: Toxotes jaculatrix (banded archerfish)
Lineage: Eukaryota; Metazoa; Chordata; Actinopteri; Toxotidae
Product: sodium-driven chloride bicarbonate exchanger-like
Exons: 33
Coding region: 16-5349 (1777 amino acids)
Biological process (GO): positive regulation of DNA-templated transcription; bicarbonate transport; regulation of intracellular pH
Cellular component (GO): plasma membrane; basolateral plasma membrane; nucleus
Molecular function (GO): monoatomic anion transmembrane transporter activity; sodium:bicarbonate symporter activity; solute:inorganic anion antiporter activity
Source: RefSeq, a predicted model, not a curated record
AAAAACUCUAGGGAGAUGACGAAUCAGUCAGAGGCAGACAAUUUUCCCGAAUCCAAGGACGCAUCAGGGGACGUCCAGAGGGGCAAACUCUCUCCUGAUCUUCACGGAGUCUCUGACAUCCGUCAUAAUUUCGAUGGAUCUGCAGGAGAAAGGUGCAUCUUUUCUCCAUCUACCCAGCCACAGUCAGUCUCAGCAGCUCCCAGUGCCAUGUUCCCUUACCCGAGCCAGCAUGGGCCAGCGCACCCGGCUUUUUCUAUUGGAAGUCCCAGCCGAUAUAUGGCUCAUCAUCCGGUCAUAACUAAUGGAGCUUACAACAGCCUUCUCACCAAUACUUCUCCUCAAGGCUACCCGGCAGCGGGCUACCCUUACGCGCAACAGUAUGGACACACUUACCAAGGAGGGGCUUUUUACCAGUUCUCUUCGGCGCAAGCAGGACUGGUUCCGGGGAAAGCGCAGGUGUAUCUGUGCAACAGGGCCCUGUGGCUGAAGUUUCACAGACACCAAACAGAGAUGAUCAUCACAAAGCAAGGACGACGAAUGUUUCCGUUUUUAAGCUUCAACAUUUCUGGCCUCGACCCCACUGCUCACUACAAUAUAUUUGUGGAUGUAAUACUUGCUGAUCCAAAUCACUGGCGAUUUCAAGGAGGAAAGUGGGUACCAUGUGGAAAAGCAGACACAAAUGUAAUAGGAAAUAGGGUUUACAUGCACCCGGACUCGCCAAAUACCGGUGCGCACUGGAUGCGUCAAGAAAUAUCAUUUGGGAAGCUAAAGCUUACAAACAAUAAGGGUGCCUCAAACAACACAGGGCAGAUGGUGGUUCUCCAGUCUCUCCACAAGUACCAGCCCAGGCUCCAUGUGGUGGAAGUAAACGAGGAUGGGACAGAAGACACCAGCCAACCAGGAAGAGUCCAGACUUUCACCUUCACAGAAACGCAAUUCAUUGCCGUCACAGCUUACCAGAAUACCGACAUUACGCAACUGAAAAUUGACCACAAUCCGUUUGCUAAAGGAUUUCGGGACAACUAUGACACUGUCUACACAGGCUGCGACAUUGACCGCCUAACUCCAUCACCGGGUGACUCUCCGCGUUCACAGAUCGUGCCGGGUGCGAGAUAUGCCAUGCCUAGCUCUUUCCUGCAGGACCAAUUUGUCAGCACUUAUGCCAAAUCUCGCUUUCACCCUGGCGUGGGGACUGGUCCUGGCACGGAGCGCAGCGUCCCACUCGGCAACAGCUUGCUAUCCCCGCAGCAAACCGAGGAGCCCACUGUUGCCACCCCCCCGCAGCGAUGGUUUGUCACCCCUGCCAACAACCGACUGGACUUUGCUGCCUCGGCAUACGACGCCGCUGAUUUCGCCGGUAACGCGGCCACCUUGCUGUCCUACGCAGCGGCCGGAGUAAAGGCUCUUCCCCUGCCGACUGCAGGCUGCUCCAACCGGCCUCUUGGCUAUUACGCAGACCCGUCAGGCUGGGGAGGACGCACGCCGCCGCAGUACUGUGGUGUAAAUAGCAAAUCCAGCUCGGUCUUUUCCUGCUGGCCCGCUAACUCUAUCGGUGGCAGAGCGGCCACCAACUACCUGGCCGAGGAGGGAGACUCCAUCCCGACGGAGAGAUCACCUAUUGGCGGCUCGGAGGAGACCAAACCCAAAGACAUGACAUCUGAGUCGAGCUGGAUAGAGACGCCGUCCUCCAUUAAGUCCAUUGAUUCAAGCGAUUCUGGUAUUUUUGAACAGGCCAAAAGGAGAAGAAUCUCACCUUCUGCCACGCCGGUUUCAGAGACAGUGUCCCCGUUAAAAUCUGAGCUGCUGGCACCGAGAGAGUGUGAGAAGAACUGCACAAAGGACAUUGGACCUGGGGUGAAAGGGGACAAUUUCAGUAGCUUGAAGUUGGAGAGGACCCACAUCAUCUACUGUAAGGACAAUAAGACGCUCACUGCUGCACCUGACGGGAUUAUACACAGCGGAGAUCUCGGCGCCAUCUCUCUGUUACCGGAGAAGUGCUCAGAGAAGGUGAUGGACACCGCGGACCAGGGUGCUGCUCAGAUAGAGCCGCUGCUGCCAUCGCAUUUAAAAGAUGCAGGAGGCAGGCACAGAGUGUUUGGCAGUCAGUAUCCUUCCACAGCGGAGGACACACAGGGAAACCUCAUGCAUUCUGAAAACUUGGAGGCUCCUUGGCUCUUCAAAUGUCAGCGGAACGACGAUGAGGCUGUGGUGGACAGAGGGGGAACAUGGUCCCAACAGAGAACCGACUUUGAGCAGGAAGAUCUUGAAGGCCACAGGACUCUCUACAUCGGGGUCCAUGUCCCCUUGGGCAGUACCAGAUACCGAAGCCACCGCAGGCACCGUCACCAUGGAAACAAGCACAGGAGGAGGAGCAGGGACCAGGCCCUCACCUUGGUUGAGGGUAGAGAGUCUCCACUUUAUGACACUCCCUCCCAGAGAGUGCAGUUCCUGCUGGGCACUGAGGAUGAUGAUGAGGAGCACAUUCCUCAUGACCUCUUCACAGAGAUGGAUGAGAUCUGUAUGAGGGAUGGAGAGGAUUCAGAGUGGAGGGAAAGUGCUAGGUGGCUGAAGUUUGAGGAGGAUGUUGAGGACGGAGGAGAGCGAUGGAGUAAACCCUAUGUAGCCACCCUGUCUCUACACAGUCUGUUUGAGCUGCGAAGCUGCAUCAUCAAUGGCACUGUGCUGCUCGACAUGAGGGCUAAUACCAUUGAAGAGAUUGCUGACAUGGUCUUGGACCACCAGGAGUUAUACUCACCACUGGGGGCUGAGCUGAGAAAGAAAGUGCGGGAAGCGCUGUUGAAGCAGCACCAUCACCAGAACCAGAAAAAGUUGGCGAACCGCCUACCAAUUGUACGCUCCAUUGCUGAUAUGGGUCGACGGACAUCGGAACUCCACCUGGACAAGAAUGGUCAGAUGUCAUCCUCCCAGUCUCAGCUUGCGGGUCCGGAUGGAAAAGGGGAUGUCAGUAGAGAGAACAGUUCUGUUGACUUCAGCAAGAUAGACCUUCACUUCAUGAAGAAGAUCCCUCCUGGGGCUGAGGCGUGUAAUGUCUUAGUAGGAGAGCUGGAAUUUCUGAACAAGCCCGUGGUGGCAUUUGUCCGUCUUUCACCAGCAGUUCUGCUCAAUGGGCUGGCUGAAGUUCCCAUCGCCACAAGGUUUCUGUUUAUUCUCUUGGGGCCGAUGGGUAGAGGGCCUCAGUAUCAUGAGAUUGGUAGGUCCAUUGCAACACUUACGACAGAUGAGGUUUUCCACGAUGUUGCCUAUAAAGCAAAAGACCGGAAUGAUCUGAUUGCUGGGAUUGAUGAAUUCCUCGAUCAAGUGACAGUCCUGCCUCCAGGAGAGUGGGACCCCACCAUACGGAUAGAGCCACCGAAAAAUGUCCCAUCUCAGGAGAAGAGGAAGAAAAGUAACAUCUUGCCUAACGGAUUAGUAGAGGGUGAUGAUGAAGAAGAGCAUGGGGGCCAUGGUGGUCCAGAACUGCAGCGCACUGGAAGGUGGUUUGGUGGCCUCUUUCUAGACAUCAAGCGAAAGGCACCCUACUACCUGUCCGACUACACCGAUGCUAUUAGUUUGCAGUGUGUGGCCUCUUUCCUUUUCCUCUACUGUGCCUGCAUGUCCCCUGUCAUCACCUUUGGAGGACUGCUGGGUGAAGCAACAGAAGGACGCAUAAGUGCAAUUGAGUCACUGUUUGGAGCCUCGCUGACUGGAAUAGCCUAUUCGCUAUUUGCCGGACAGCCCCUUACCAUUCUUGGCAGCACGGGGCCAGUGCUUGUAUUUGAAAAGAUAUUGUUCAAAUUCUGCAAGGAGUAUGGCUUAUCCUAUCUGUCACUGAGAACCUGCAUUGGUCUGUGGACAGCUGUCCUCUGCAUUGUGCUGGUGGCCACAGAUGCCAGUUCCCUUGUUUGUUACAUCACACGGUUUACAGAGGAAGCCUUCGCCUCACUCAUCUGCAUCAUCUUUAUCUACGAGGCCUUGGAAAAACUUAUCCACCUAGGGGAACACUAUCCCUUUAACAAGAACAACAACCUGGACAAACUCACCAUGUACUCAUGUUCAUGCGUUGAGCCUUCUGACCCUACCAACGGCACCCUGAAAUUCUGGGACAUCAACAAUAUCACUGCCUCAGAAAUCUACUGGGAAGCGCUGGAGGUCAAGGACUGUAUUGAAAAGAGAGGAGAGUUUGUGGGCAGCGCCUGUGGCCCUCAUGGACCCUAUGUUCCUGAUGUCCUCUUCUGGUGUGUCAUUCUCUUCUUUUCUACGGUCUUCAUGUCUGCCUUCCUAAAGGAGUUCAAGUUCAGCAAUUACUUUCCCACAAAGGUAAGGUCCAUCAUCAGUGACUUUGCUGUUUUCUUCACCAUCCUUACAAUGGUCUUAGUCGACUACGCCUUAGGGAUUCCUUCUCCAAAGCUAAAGGUUCCCAGUGUGUUUAAGCCAACCAGGGAUGAUCGAGGUUGGUUCAUCAACCCACUGGGGCCCAACCCCUGGUGGACAGCAGUCAUAACGGUGGUCCCAGCUCUGCUUUGUACCAUCCUCAUAUUCAUGGACCAGCAGAUCACAGCUGUCAUCAUCAACAGGAAGGAACACAAACUUAAGAAAGGCUGUGGGUACCACCUGGAUCUCUUCAUGGUGGGGGUGAUGCUUGGUGUGUGCUCCUUGAUGGGCUUGCCGUGGUUUGUAGCAGCCACCGUGCUCUCCAUCACCCACGUCAAUAGCCUGAAGCUUGAGUCAGAGUGCUCAGCUCCCGGUGAGCAGCCCAAGUUCCUUGGCAUCAGAGAACAACGCUUUACUGGCCUCAUGAUCUUUACCCUCAUGGGCUGCUCUGUCUUCAUGACAUCUGUGCUGAAGUUCAUUCCUAUGCCUGUGUUGUAUGGCGUAUUCCUUUACAUGGGAGCAUCUUCUCUUAGAGGAAUUCAGUUCUUUGACCGCCUGACACUGUUCGGUAUGCCCGCCAAGCACCAGCCAGACUUCAUCUAUCUGCGACAUGUACCCCUGAGGAAGGUGCACCUGUUCACCAUCAUCCAGCUCAGCUGUUUGGUUCUGCUCUGGGUCAUCAAAACCUCCAGGGCUGCCAUUGUCUUUCCUAUGAUGGUGUUAGCUCUUGUGUUUAUCAGGAAGCUAAUGGAUUGCAUCUUCACUAAGAGAGAGCUGAGCUGGCUAGAUGACCUCAUGCCAGAGAGCAAGAAGAAGAAGCUUGAGGAUGCUGAAGAGGAGGAGGAGCAGAGUAUACUGGCAGAAGAUGAGGGGGGAGUGCAAGUGCCAUUAGAAGGGUACAAGGGAAUACCUAUCAUCAACAUCACAGAUGAAAUGUCAAAAGGUUCUUUUGGAAAUACUUGGAACCCCAACAGCUAAGACAUUUGAGAAACAAUCAAGAAUAUUAUAGUAAGGUUUUGCACUGCUGAAUAUACAGAAAACUUACUCAGAGGUGAACAAAAACAUGGUUGGUUAUUACAAAUUACAAAACUAACAUCUAUUUGACUAAAAUAUGGACAAGUUCAGUUUAUGAACAACAAAAAAAAAACCCAAAAGAAAACAAAACAAAAACCCCAAAACCCGUGUGAACACGUGUGAGCACUAAUAAGAAUCGGUAAACAUUUCAGUUACAAAACAGUGACAGUAUUUAUCCAAAAGGUUGGCUGCUAUUUUGCUCAUUACAUUUUUUGGCUUUUUCUGGCUGUAUAUGCCUGAUAUUUACAGAAAGCCUUUAUGAAAAAAUAAAUCUCACAAGUUGUUUUUUUCCCUCUUUUGUUUAAUGGUUUCAAAAAACAAAGUGCAAAAAUUAUGUGUUAUGGUUUUAAAUGGGGGGUUAUGUGCUGGACUACCUGUUGGCCAUGUGUGUCAUUUUUACACUUUGGUCUUUAUAUUUUUUUUUAACACAAUACAAUAAUUCAAUAUAAUAUAGACAGUAUAUAAUAAUGUGACGCUCUGAAAGGGGCUAUACUGAAUGAUACGUUUUUUUCCCUUUUGUUACUCGAAGUAUGUUUUGUUAUUAAUUCUUCUGUACUUUUACUCAUGUAAAAUUUUUAAUGUAGGACUUUUACUUUUAAUACAGAAUUUACACACGCUUACAUGCAUAGUAUUGACACACUGCAUACCAUUCAGUUAUACACCUAUCUUUUCUUUCUUGAUGCUAACAGUUUACCACAACAUUCACAGUAUUUCCCCACAAAAUGAGAGUGCAAUAUGAGAAAUGUAAGGUGAAGAAGAUGAAGGACAGUGUUGUGAGUCUUUGUCACUGUUCCUUCUGUGUGUUCUUAAAUCUGCAUUGUGUUCUGUGGUUUAUCAGUCCUUCAAAUUUAGUUUUGUAAAUCUCUGUGCGUAAAUGAAUAACCGUGUUAUUUGAUGUGUUACAAAUAUUCUGCCUGUUCAUGAACCAAUGAAACCUAAUUUAGAAUUUUCUCGUGUUGUUAAUGUCAAAUUGUACUUUCUAAAUUUAGAUACUACAUUGCUAAACAGAAUGUAAUCUGCAAAAAAUGGAAAAAGUUGGUCUUGCUGAGAGACUGUUUUCAUUUUUUUUGUAUUAAUUUUGUUAUAUACUUUGUAUUUUGAGAUACCAUCAUGUCAACAUGGAUUCUUUGUCUGUUUAUAUACUGAUCCCUUAUCAUUCUCUCUCUUCUUAUCAUUCUUCAAGUUCUUUUCAGAUAUUGAACAUGAUAUGAAAUUAAAUAUAACAAUCUAGUAAAUAUUUUAUAAUCUUAAGGUCAUUCUUGACAAUGACCAUAUAAAAACUCUCUGAAAAGCCAUACACAAAUGUAUACAAAGUCCUAUAUAUAAAAUGCCUGUAAAAUAUAUGUUUCUGACAUAUGUUCAAGGGACAAUUUUCAAUCCCUCCUAAUGAUUGUGACUAACAAGCCUAAGAUGAGAAUGAGUGCUUUAAAAUAUUUACUAAAGGACAAUAUAAAUUUUUUCAGAACCAAAUACAAAAGCACUUUUUAUGCUAGAAUAUCCAAUAAAUAUUUAUAUGAGAAAUUAUUUAUCUCUAUUUAUUUUGUGGAAUGAAAUAAAUAUGUAUGCUACGGAAUACCUAACAGAGACUUACAGUAUUUUGCUUCCUUGUGUCAGUGUAUUGCUUAUACUGUAAAUGUAAUGAUCUCAUAAUGUGCUUUAAAGUUGGUAUAGUUUAUUUGUCGCAAAUUUUUUAAGCUUGGUCAUAAAGGCAUUUAACCCUAAAACAUUCAAAUUCUGAUCCACAUCUGAGAAUUCCAAUAAGGUUGAAAUGUUGGAGUUCAUAAAGAACUGAAAAGGGGUUUAUUUAAAAAAAAAAUUACUUAACAAGCACAA